This is a messenger RNA of Mauremys mutica (yellowpond turtle), 1523 nucleotides long. Its product is annotated as fibrous sheath CABYR-binding protein-like. The record is from RefSeq and is a predicted model, not a curated record. Bases 334 to 1452 code for a protein of 372 amino acids. The transcript is spliced from 4 exons. Lineage: Eukaryota; Metazoa; Chordata; Testudines; Geoemydidae.
GCAGGACAGGGAUGCGGGGCAGGGGGAACCUCGGAGAGCCCUGUAGCCUUGCUGCAGCAAGCCUCCAGCUCGCGGUCUCUCACUCAGGACCAAGAGACGUUGGUGUGCAGGAGAUUCAGUGCAUGUGUUUUUCAUUCCAAACAUUCAUUUGUUUCAAAGACGUUGUCAUCUGUGUAGAAGCCAGUUUAGAGCUCUGGUUUCUACCCCUUGCCCUGCUGGCAGGGCAUUGAGCGGCACCCGUUGCCGGCCACCUGGGUGCGGAGAGCGAGGAGGGUGAAGGGAGGAGCAACCCCGAGCAUCUGCCAUUCAGCUCCAUCUGAUCUAGAUUCCAGGAUGAGGCGAAUCAGGCAGAUGCUCAGGAGGAAGGCCGGGCAGGUGGCUCCACAGCCAGAAGAAGACAUCAGCCCACCUGCCCAGGUGGAGAGCGGCCCCUCUGUCCCCGCAGGCGGGGAAGAGGCUCACGGCCAGGGGAAAGGGAGGAGCUGCUUCGCCUGCUGGAGGAGGCGGAAGACAGCAGCUCCUCUAGCUGACCCGGAGGCACCUUCUGGGCCGAAACGGAGGUGUCCCCGGGUUCAGCCGUGGAGCAGAGAGCCAGGGGAGGGCAGGAGCCGGGGACGGCAGCUCUGGGGCUUCCUUUUCAGGAAGCCAAGGAUCCAGGAGCUGCGCCCCAGGGCCCAGCAGGAGCCGCCAACCAUCGUGGCAGCUGAGGGGCCCUGCGCCAGCCCGACCCUGGCCCCAGAGGAGCCUCCCGCCGGCACCACUCUGGCCCCAGAAAAGCCUCCCGCCGGCAGCACCCUGGCCACGGAAGAGCCUCCCGCCGGCACCACCCUGGCCAUGGAAGAGCCUCCCGCCGGCACCACCCUGGCCACAGAAGAGCCUCCCGCCGGCACCACCCUGGCCCCGGAGAAGCCUCCUGCCGGCACCAUCCUGGUGACUGAGAAGCCUCCUGCCAGCACUACCCUGGCCACGGAGGAGCCUCCUGCCAGCACCACCCUGGCCCCGGAGAAGCCUCCUGCCGGCACCAUCCUGGUGACUGAGAAGCCUCCUGCCAGCACUACCUUGGCCAAGGAGGAGCCUCCCGCCAGCCCCACCCUGGCCACAGAGGAGCCUCCUGCCAGCCCCAGUCUGGCAACUCAGAAGCCUCCCGCCAGCCCCAGCCUAGCACUUGUGGCGCCUCCUCCCAGCCCAGAGCAGGAGUUCAGUGACAGCACCAGCUCUGUAUUCUCCUGCGGGUCCAGCAGCUCCUCCGUGGGGUCUGGGAGCCCUGUGUUUCAAGGCUCCCUCUUUGGAGCCUCGCUCCAGGCCCUCCAGCCACCCGCUCCAGCCCUGCCUCCUCCUCCUCUUGAUCUUCCCCAACACCGGCAAUUUCGACCACCCAGCUUUGACCUCCAGCGCAGAUAUGGACUCUGGCUCCGGAUGUGCCUGCACAUAGUCAACACCUGCCUGCAGUAGACAGGCCUGUAGUGAGGCGGUCUGGCUCCCGGCCGCACCUGAGAGGGAGGAGCCAGAACAGCCGCCACAGU